GUCAUUUCCUGCAGGGAACGCGGAAAGCAGCGCGGACGUGGCCUGCCGCCCCGGCCCUUCCCAGGAGUGGGUCGCUCUCCUGCCGGGCUGCUGUAGAGACACCAAGGAGCUACCAACUCUCCCAACUGUGAUAAUUCACAGGAAUUCUCAGUAUGGCAGAAAUGGGUGUGGAAAAAGAUAAAGGAGAGGGACUACUGAAGAGGGUGCAGGAACUGGAGGAAGAAGUGAAGAGACUGCAAGAGAAACUCUUGGAGGGCAAGGAGGGCACUGACAUAAAAAGCAACCCUUCGGCACUGGGGAAAACUAAGAAAAGCCAGCAGCGGCCAUUUGAUUUUAGUGCCUAUGGCCGGAGACAUGUGGCACUGAAGAUCGCCUACCUGGGCUGGGGUUACCAGGGCUUUGCCAGCCAGGAGAACACCAGCAACACCAUUGAAGAAAAACUGUUUGAGGCGCUAAGCAAGACCCGGCUGGUAGACAACAGGCAGACAUCCAAUUAUCAUCGCUGUGGACGGACAGACAAGGGGGUCAGUGCAUUUGGACAGGUGAUUUCCCUGGACCUUCGCUCAAACCUUUCAGAGGGAGAGAAAGUGAAUGGUCAUGAGGGUGGCUUGGAAGACAAAACCAGGAGCCCUGCCAACGAAAUCCGCUACACCCAUAUCCUAAAUCGGGUGCUUCCUCCUGACAUACGCGUGUUGGCCUGGGCCCCUGUAGAGCCCAGCUUCAGUGCUAGAUUCAGCUGCCUCAAGAGGACCUAUCGCUAUUUUUUCCCUCGUGCAGAUUUAGAUGUGACCCUCAUGAAUGCUGCAGCACAAAAAUACGUGGGGACCCAUGACUUCCGGAACUUGUGCAAGAUGGAUGUAGCCAAUGGCGUGACAAACUUCCAAAGGACUAUUCUCACAGCACAGGUGCAGCUGGUGGAUAGAAGAGGGGAAACUGGGCUACAGGACCCUUUCCAACUGUACCAGUUUGAAGUCACAGGCCAGGCAUUCCUCUAUCAUCAGGUCCGUUGCAUGAUGGCAAUCCUCUUGCUAAUUGGACAGAGGAUGGAGAAUCCAGAGAUUAUUGAUGAGCUAUUGGAUGUAGAGAAGAACCCUCGAAAACCACAGUACAGCAUGGCAGUGGAAUUUCCUCUGGUUCUGUAUGACUGCGAGUUUGAAAAUAUCCAGUGGAUCUACGACCAAGAAGUUCAGGAGUUUAAUGUUACUCAUCUACAGCAACUCUGGGCCAAUCAUGCAGUCAAAACUCACAUGUUAUAUAACAUGUUACAGGGGCUGGACUCUGCUGUCAUACCCACAGGGACAGGCCCAGAGAAGAACAGAAUGGUCCUCUGGAGAGAGGUGAAGCCCCCAGUCCACAACCAGGUCAGCAGUUUCAUCGAGGGGGUGAAGGCCCGCACUUACAAACCUUUGCUGGCUCGUCCCAAGUGCGAAGGUUUGGAGUCCCGGAUCAAUCACUUUGUUCGCAGGGGACGUAUUGAGCUGCCACACUGCAGGGAGAAAGAGACUGGAGCAGACAAAGAGGAGCACCUAGAAACAAAGAGAGGCCACAGUGACACUGCAGAAAAAGAUAGUGAGGUUCCAGGACAAGCUGCCAAGCGAGUCUGCAUGGACACAGAGUCCAAGAGCUCUAAAUGAGACCUUGCCACCUGAUAGCAGAAGCAGGACCAUCUUUCAGUGAUGGGGUGCAAGUGGUCCCCUAGGAUUUUAGGAAAGGAAACAUUUGGGAGUGGGAGGAAGGGCACAGAGGAGAGGAAUCCCUUUAAUGGUGCAAUUCUGCACCUACUUUUUUUUUUUUUUUUUUUAAUAUAUUUGGACAGCCCCUUGGAAAUCAAUAAUUGUUGUUCGAUAAUAUAGUGCAGAGGUUCUCAAACAGGUCCAUGAAACAUGCUGGGCAUAUGGUACUUGUUUUGCCUCCUUUUUACCAGCUGUUAAAAUGCAUUAAAAGUAGCUAAUAUUACUUUUCCAUGCAAGCAAUUGCUGUAUUUGCCACAGGAAUAUCAUGUGAUUAAAUGGAAGAGGUAGUGCCCCAUGUAAUUGAGGACAAGUGGUUGAGACAGUAUUAGAGUGAUCCAGACUAGGAAAGUGAGAACCCCUACUCUAAGGGCGGUAAGCUGCUACCUUACCUCCAGACUACACUGUUUAAGUGCACAGGGCACUAGCGUGAGAACCACCAUUAUUUCCUUUUAUGCUGCACUUUCUGCUUAAGCACUUUGCAUAUGGAAGAGUUGCAGAGAGAACCAGCUAGCACCCUGGCCAGGAUCCCUUUUCAGCCAGCUCCCUGAAUAAAGUGCUGUCUCAGCAACUGCUGCCAGGCUCCUGUUUGUCACUCAGAGUGCAUUCUGGUGGAUAGUACCCAAAAGGUGGAAAAUAUGGCAGGUUUCAGGAUGCCUAAGUGCUUUGGAGGAACCUAUGAAUUUUGUAGGUUCCUUCCCCUUCAUUCCUGCAGGCUUUAUUUAGUUGAGGAAGGCGAAAUACUUGGAGGCUACUAUGGCCACAGCUCUGUGGAAAUGUAAAUGCUUUGGGUAACAGUACUGAUCAUGGAGACUACCUCCAGGCACCUUAAGUGUCAGCAUGAAACUAGGGAGCAAGAAAGUUUGAAAGAAAGUUAACUAAAAGAAUCAUGUCCAAAAUAAUCAGCUUUUUCUGGAAACAAGUAGGAUACAAUUUCAGAUGAAACACUUGUCCCAAUUACAAAUACAGUGUGGGCUGGAUGGCAGGAAAGGCAGAGAAGGCUGGGGAAAUUAUUUUGGAAAGGAAGAGCCUAUACUGCAGGAGAAUUGAAAGGCAAUAGUAGGAUGGCCAUGUCAGGAUGCGGCAAUGUCUUAAUUUCUGAAGCAGAUCAUUAAACACUUUUCAGUUUUAAACUAGAGUGACUAAUUUGGCAAUCAGAUGAAUUUUACUAGUUGUUUCAAAUGCUUUAUUUUUUUCCUAUGAAGGAAAAAAGCACCUUCAUGACUUUGUAAUUAAUCUACAAUUUUAGAGGGGAUGCACUGGAAGGAAACUGAUGCGACUCUAAAGAAAGUUCUGGCUACAAUCCCAAAGGAGUGAGCCACGCUAAUAAUGAGUGAAAAGUAUAAUACCUGCUAUUGGGGAAGUACCUGCCACAGGCCCUCAACCCUGACUUUAAAGGAAUUUAGGCACCAAUCCUCUAAGCAAUCUUGCAACUGCUUCCCUUCUUACACACACAUAGAAACU
This is a messenger RNA of Chelonoidis abingdonii (Abingdon island giant tortoise), 3194 nucleotides long. It is a transcript of the gene PUS3, whose product is annotated as pseudouridine synthase 3. The record is from RefSeq and is a predicted model, not a curated record. Gene Ontology annotation, molecular function: pseudouridine synthase activity; RNA binding. Gene Ontology annotation, cellular component: cytoplasm; nucleus. Gene Ontology annotation, biological process: mRNA pseudouridine synthesis; tRNA pseudouridine synthesis. Lineage: Eukaryota; Metazoa; Chordata; Testudines; Testudinidae.